UUAUUUAUUGCAUGCUCUAGUGUAAACUAAAUUACUUAAAUUUAGAAGGUGCCGAAUAAACUAUUGUCGAGACUAUUGUAGUUCAGGUGAAGAUGAAGCUACUCGUAGUAUUCACUUUAUUCGUUGCAGUCUACACGAAAAAGCUAUCACCCGAAGUUAUAAAGGUAUGGGAGGGUAUAGUUGCACCAUUAUACGAUGAUUGUGUCAAAAUAACUAACGUAGAUCCAGAAAUACCAAAAACUAUGUUUGAACUGGAGGAUUUACCAAACGCAGAUUCCUUCAUUUGCUACAUGAAAUGCAUCUAUGAUAAGUUGUCAUUUUUGAAACCGAAUGGCGAACUGGAUCAAGACCAAAUGCUAAAAGUCAUCUAUACGUUAAAACUAGAGGAACUCCAAAAAUGUAUUGCUGACACGCCAAAGUCAACAGAUUUGUGCAAGAACACGCAUGAUAUCGCCGCCUGUAUUAUACAUCGUGUUGAAAAUGAUUAGAACUAUGUCUGAUUCGCUCUGUACAAUACUAGAUACCUAUACAUGUAAUCGAAUAUCAAUCAAUUUAUGUAGAUAUGUAGGGUAAUAUAUGAGACAAUCCUUUCAGUCAUCAGCAGCUUGCAAUCACUUUUAUUUAGUAGUGUCACAGAUUUAUUGUAGUUAAUCUGUGGUAGAGUAAAUGGUGUUAUCCUUUUCGAUACUGUUAUUUCCUUUUUAAAAUUUUAAAACCAAUAAAAAGAGUUUAGUACGA
Photinus pyralis (common eastern firefly) is the source of this 738-nucleotide messenger RNA. RefSeq lists its product as uncharacterized. Lineage: Eukaryota; Metazoa; Arthropoda; Insecta; Coleoptera; Lampyridae. The transcript has 2 exons. Gene Ontology annotation, molecular function: odorant binding. The record is from RefSeq and is a predicted model, not a curated record. The coding region runs from base 93 to 488 and encodes 131 amino acids.